CUCAGAUAAACUUUGCAUUAUGAACACAGUGAGCGCUCUGUUCCAGAUAUCUUAUUGGCUGUGAGUAGUUUUAAAAACUGUGGUGCCACAUUUAUAUUGGUUUUGAAAGCAACGUACGUUAAGGGAUGGCACAAGAGACCAAUCGUCUUGUAGAUGACAGUAGGACACUUGCGAAAGCAAAUGAAGAAUCGCAAACAAUCUCAAGAGAUAAUCAUGCAGUUAGUAAGAGGCUACAGAAAGAAUUAAUGUCUCUAAUGAUGAGUCCUGAUAAAACUGUGUCGGCAUUCCCUGAUGGUGAAAACUUAUUCAAGUGGAUUGGGACUAUAACAGGUCCUGUGGGAACGGUGUAUGAAGGUCUGGUGUACAAAUUAAGCCUGGAAUUUCCCCAUAGCUACCCAUAUUCAGCCCCACUAGUGCGAUUUGCUACCCCAUGUUAUCAUCCAAAUGUCGAUCAGGCAGGAAAUAUCUGUUUGGAUAUUUUGAAGGAAAAAUGGUCAGCUCUGUAUGAUGUGCGCACAAUUCUACUCUCCAUUCAGUCUCUGCUUGGUGAACCAAACAACGAAUCUCCAUUGAAUGUCCAGGCAGCAGCCUUGUGGUCAAAUAAAGUUGAAUACAAACGUCAUCUGCAUAGUGAAUACCAAAAACAACGAAAGGGACAUUGAGAAUGAUAGGGGAUUAAUAUGUCAUAGGAAGAGGAUGUUGCUGAUGGGAGCUACAUGUGCAACGUGACACGUGUGAAGCACAAGGACAAUUUCACUGAUUGAUAUUGUGAUAUUUAUUUUAAACUGUUCUUGCUUUAUCUUUUAUAUUCAUUUAUUUAUACAUAUUUUAAUAAUUUCGUAUGUUGUGGUUUAUAGCAUACUAGUACAUCCUUCCCAUUUUACUGUUCUAAGUUUGUAAAAUUAAAGUCAGUUUCUCUUAAAAUUUAUCAUCAUCUGUAGCUUUCAUUGACCAAAUGAAAUUGUUUUUCUUGGCAAAUACAAAUUUAAGAAAAUGUUUGCGACAAUUUUCUAAUGCUAUUGCCAGUAAACAUACGUUAUGAGCACUGUUUUUAUUGAAACAAAGAAAAAUUUUAGAAUUUCUUUAGAUAAUUUUGUCUAGUAGGAGAAAAUCUAGAUAUCUGCAAGAGAAAGCAAUGUACAUAGCAGAGAUCAUAAAAAAAUGGUAUUUAAGUGAAGGGAAAAACUUGAAAUUUGACAGUGCAGCCCAUGAAAAGGAUAGUGAAAACUGUCCAAAUUGUUGGGGGUGAGAUCCGGACCAAAUUGAAUGGUUGUAUUGGCAUAUGGAUGGAUACAGUUGUAGUGAUGCUAAUAGAUCUUUCCAUUAUGUAUAUGGUAAGUUUUAAAAGAACAUGCAGCAGGACUCAAAUGCAAAUUAAAACUUUAGGCAUUAGUUUUUAUAUUUCACUGGCUUUCGUUUCUGUUGAAUAGUAUGAAAAUUGAGUUUUAACUGUGACCUAAAGUGAAUUUAGUAGGUAUCAAGAGAUGAAUUAAAACAAACUGUUUUAUAGUGAAGCAGUGGUAAAGAUGUGGAGUAUAUCGUGGCAACAAUGUUUUCAUUGCAGAAAGCCAAAAAUACUACAUAUAAUGAAGACAAAAUUGUGAACAGUUAAAUGCGGAUCAAGGCCGAUAUGAACUCAUUGCAGUAAUCUUAUUCUUCGUUUGCUACAAGAAUUGGCCACAAAAGGAACAGUGUAGCCAGCAUGAAAAUGUCUUUGCAUAAUUAUGACAGGCAGUGACUUGCAUUGUAUGGUAGAACAUGCACUUACUGGCAUUUCUGCAUAUUGUACACAUUCUCAGAUGGUCUGCUAAUAAAUAUCCCAUAAGCAAUACAGGUCCUCUGGGUUUCUGACAAUUACAAAACGUAAGCUCUUUCUCAUAUUGUUUUGAGGGUGGAGACAAAAAUGACUUUUAUUACAGUGGUUAACCAAGGAAAGAAUGUCAAAGAUAUGUUUGUUACGAAUUGUGCUUCAUUGGAACUCAACAAAAUACAACUACAUAUCAAGGAUAUGUUGAUUGCUGGAAUAAAAAGUUG
This is a messenger RNA of Schistocerca serialis cubense, 2034 nucleotides long. RefSeq names its product ubiquitin-conjugating enzyme E2 C (gene vih). NCBI's taxonomy places the organism in Eukaryota, Metazoa, Arthropoda, Insecta, Orthoptera, Acrididae. The coding region runs from base 126 to 662 and encodes 178 amino acids. The transcript is spliced from 6 exons. The record is from RefSeq and is a predicted model, not a curated record.